UACAUAUACCCGUGAUUUACUUGAGAAUCAACAGACAUCGGAGAUAUUUUAAAGAAUAUUUUAGGAAUUUUUCAGUGUAACGCAUCAUCAUGAAAUUGCUAAGCUUAGCAAUCGUCUUAGCUUGUGGUUUAAUUUCAAACGUUGCUGCACAACGUAUGAGCGAUUCGGAUAUUGCAUACCUGGAACAAUAUGGCUACAUGAAUUCUUUAUUAAAAGGAGAAAAAUAUACAGAUGAUGAGAUGAAACAGGGAUUAAUGCGUUUCCAAUCUUUCAACGGUAUGGAGAAAACUGGCACAAUGACGGACGAAAUGCAUGCAAUGAUGAACAAAUCGAGGUGUGGACUAAGGGAUAUCGCGGACAUACCGUCAGCAUCGCCUCGUGCUAAGCGAUACGUGACAUAUGGAACUCGCUGGUCAACCCUUGCAUUAACAUACAACUAUCAAAGUUACUCAGGGGAUCUGACAGAGCAGAAUACAAGAACUGCCAUAGAACGAGCAUUAAAAGUUUGGAGUGACGUAACAAGUCUGACAUUCACGGAAGUUAGAAAGGACAGCAGUGCAGACAUUGAAAUUUCGUUUACACCUCGUUAUCAUGGAGAUGGUAAUGACUUCGACGGCCCAGGAAGAGUACUCGCGCAUGCAUACUUUCCUGGAAAUGGAAUAGGAGGAGACGCUCAUUUUGAUGAAGAUGAAUUAUACACUGUGAAUGGUAGAGGAGGAAUUGAUUUGUUUCAAGUAGCUGCACACGAAUUUGGUCACAGCUUGGGUCUUGCACAUUCGGAGGAUCCGCAAGCGUUGAUGGCGCCCUACUAUGCCGGUUACAUUCCGGAUUUCGAGCUACCGCAAGACGACAUCAAUGGAAUACAGUUUUUAUACGGUUCGAGCACUGAUCCCCGUCCUGAUACGCCAAAUACUGACGGUGGCAGCACACCAGAUAUUUGCAUUUCUAACUUAGACGCUAUAAGUUACGACGGGUCUGGAGUUUAUAUAUUCCAGGGAAAUGAUGUUACUCGUCUUGAGAUAAAAGGAACUCGUAUUCCUGGCUACCCAAAACCAAUCUCGAAUGAAUUUCGACAAUUAGUGAAUAACAUAGAUGCUGCAUACUUCCGAUUUCGUGAAGAAACAUACGUGUUUUUUAAAGGCAACUUAUAUUGGGAGUUCGACAGGAAUAGAAAUCUAAAGCAAGGCUUUCCAAGAGAGACUAAGCUUCCGAGUGACUUAGAUGCAGUGCUUUCGUGGAACGAUUUAUACACAGUUUUUACCAAAGGAGACCAACAUUGGGUUUAUGAUGAAAGUAAAAAGAAUAUCGUUUUCCAGACUUAUUUCCGAGGAGUUCCAGCUAAUCCAGAUGCAGCCUUCAGAUGGCUUGAUGCUAAAUUUUACUUUGUAAAGGAGGGAAAUUACUAUCACUACGACACGAGUCGAACCCCAUAUAGCGUCGAUACCAAUGUCUACCCUCAACCUUUCGGAGAGGAUUGGUUAAGUUGUGGGCCUGGUACCUACCUCUCUACCGAUCCAAACUCAGCAGCUGUUCACGUUCAUAGUUUUUCUGCGUUAUUGGUGACUUUAAUAUUUAUUCUAAAUAUUUAAAAUCAACUGUUUACGUUUACAUUCGUACAUCCUGCAACGGAUCUAAUGGUCCAUAACCGUAGGGUAACAUGGGCUGUAUGGACCAACACCAGGCUAACUCCCUACUCGUCUUGAAAAAUGCACUGGGUUCUUUGAAAGUGCACAUGAGCCAAUUUUGUGCACUGGGCCUACGGUUAUAGUAAUCAUCCGAGAAAACUUGUUAACACCAACGGACCGCUAGAGCCAGUCCCUGCCUUAACCGCUCGGCCAUUUGACUCGCCGGUUAUUUUCUACAUUGUAUAUACUGUAUCCGAUAUAUUACCUCAAUAGGUAAAUUUUAUACUAUGCCUUUAUAAAAGAUAUCGAAAUAUGUAUUAGAAUAAAUUUAAGUCAAAUCUA
Anneissia japonica is the source of this 1967-nucleotide messenger RNA. RefSeq names its product matrix metalloproteinase-18-like. Gene Ontology annotation, molecular function: zinc ion binding; metalloendopeptidase activity. Gene Ontology annotation, biological process: extracellular matrix organization; proteolysis; collagen catabolic process. The record is from RefSeq and is a predicted model, not a curated record. The coding region runs from base 90 to 1589 and encodes 499 amino acids. Gene Ontology annotation, cellular component: extracellular matrix. The transcript is spliced from 8 exons. Lineage: Eukaryota; Metazoa; Echinodermata; Crinoidea; Comatulida; Comatulidae.